AUGGCAUCCGGAGAUCCAGCAGAAAAUGAAACUUCCGUGACAUUAUUUCUUAAAUAUAAAAAGGAAUUUGAAACAGUUAUCUUAGAUAUUCCUAACACGAAACGGGGAGGAAAAGGUGAAAAUCCUGGAAGGAAAUGUGGUAAAAUUCAGAGAAAAUAUCAUGAUUUUACUACACCAUGCCAAGAAGUUGGUAGAUAUUUAAUUGAAAUAAAGGAACUCUAUAAACAUGAUAGCCUCAAACGUUGUAAAUACUUAAAUUACCUAAUCAAUUCAGAUGAAAAAUACAAUAAUUCAAGUUGGUUUCAGGGAUAUAAAGAUUUUUCGUCCCAAACAGAAAAUAUAUGCACAGACGAAAUAAAAACUAUUCCGAAGGAAUCUUUAGAUAAACUUAAAAAAAUAUAUGGCUAUUAUGAUAAUUUCAGCACAUUUAAUGGUAAAGACAAUGACUCCGAUGGUAAUAUUUGUAAAAGUGUUAGAGAAUGUUAUAACAUUUAUAACGAUAAUUACAAUAAAUGUCAAAAAAAUAGCAAUGACCCUUUUUGUGAGGAGUUAAUCAAUUUUAAGUAUGCAUAUGAUGAUAAAAUGAAUAAAUUCACUCCAUGCGAAGGUUUGCCACAAACAUUACCACAAACAGAACAAAUUUCAACACAAAUAUUACCACCUACAGAAGAUGUAGAUUACUUAUUUGUUCCCAUUUUAACAACAGCUAUCGUAUUACUAAUGUCAUUCACUAUAUUUUUUUUAUAUAAGUUUACUCCACUGAAAUCUUGUAUAUAUUAUCGUUUACGAAAAAAAAAAAUUAUUGAACUUAACAAAUUUCAAGAAGAAUCGAUAGAAUCCUUACAAAACCUUCAUGAAGAAGUAAAUAGAAAUUAUAAAGGAAGUUCUCAUAAUAUAACUUAUCAACCUCAAGGAAACACUUGA
Molecule: messenger RNA, 924 nt
Organism: Plasmodium malariae
Lineage: Eukaryota; Apicomplexa; Aconoidasida; Haemosporida; Plasmodiidae
Product: PIR protein
Exons: 3
Coding region: 1-924 (307 amino acids)
Source: RefSeq, a predicted model, not a curated record